This is a messenger RNA of Sorex araneus (European shrew), 3904 nucleotides long. It is a transcript of the gene NUDT12, whose product is annotated as nudix hydrolase 12. Gene Ontology annotation, molecular function: protein binding; NADH pyrophosphatase activity; metal ion binding. Gene Ontology annotation, biological process: NADP+ catabolic process; NAD+ catabolic process. The transcript has 7 exons. Gene Ontology annotation, cellular component: cytosol. NCBI's taxonomy places the organism in Eukaryota, Metazoa, Chordata, Mammalia, Eulipotyphla, Soricidae. The record is from RefSeq and is a predicted model, not a curated record. Bases 306 to 1694 code for a protein of 462 amino acids.
AGCGGCGGCGGCGGCGCGCAGGGGGCGGGGCGGCGGCGGGCGGUGCUCGGAGGGACCCCCGGCCCCGGCCUCCCCGGCGCUGCCCGCGUGACCUCGGUGCCCGGGAAGGGCGCGCGUGCUCCGUCCCGCCCUUGGCGCGCGUGACCCGGGUCGGGCGCGACCGACCCUGCAGCGGGCAGCCCGCACUCCUGCCCGGAGGAGGGGACUCGGGCUCAGACGGGGGCAGCGGAGCGGUGGUCCUGUUUCUCGGUGACUGUUCUGCCCGUUGCUCGUGGGGAGAGAGACCCUGCCCCUCUCCGGGAAGAAUGUCUUCUCUAAAAAGAAGUCCAACUCAAGAAGUAAUUUCCCAGUUUCACUCGUCAGCUGCAGAAGGCGAUGUGGCCAGGUUAACUGUGAUCUGCAGCCAUUCCCCAUCUGUUCUCAAUGAAACAUCUGAAAAUGGUUGGACAGCUUUAAUGUAUGCUGCGAGGAACGGGCAUCCAGAUGUUGUUCAGUUUCUUCUUGAGAAAGGGUGUGACCGGUCCAUUGUCAAUAAAUCAAGACAGACUGCACUAGACAUUGCUAAAUUCUGGGGUUACAAGCAUAUAGCUAACUUACUAGCUAAUGCUAAAGGUGGAAAGAAACCAUGGUUCUUAACCAGUGAUGUGGAAGAAUGUGAAAAUUAUUUUAGCAGGACACUGCUAGAUCGGAAAAGCGAAAAAAGAACUAAUUCUGACUGGCUGCUAGCUAAAGAGAGCCAUCCCACUACAGUUUAUAUCCUUUUCUCAGAUUUAAGCCCUUUGGUUACCCUAGGUGGCAACAAGGAAAGUUUCCAGCAGCCGGAAGUCAGACUUUGCCAGCUGAACUACACAGACAUAAAGGAUUAUCUGAUGCAUCCGGAGAACAUCACCUUGAUUUUCCUUGGAGUUGAACUGGAAAUGAAAAAAGAGUUUUUGGACUCGACUGGGGAAGUCCCACGAGAGGAAGAAGAUGGGCUGGUUGCUUGGUUUGCCCUGGCUAUAGAUCCUGUCGCUGCUGACGAAUUUAAGCAAAGGCAUGAGAAUUGUUAUUUUCUUCAUCCUCCAAUGCCAGCCCUUCUGCAGUUGAAAGACAAAGAAGCGGGGGUUGUGGCUCAAGCAAGGUCCGUUCUUGCCUGGCACAGUCGAUACAAGUAUUGCCCCACCUGUGGGAGUGCCACAAGAAUUGAAGAAGGUGGCUACAAAAGAGUGUGCCUGAGAAAGGACUGCCCGAGUCUGCAGGGCGUCCACAACACCUCGUACCCCCGAGUCGAUCCAGUGGUCAUCAUGCAAGUCAUUCAUCCAGAUGGGACCAGGUGCCUUUUAGGUAGGCAGAAAAGAUUUCCCCCAGGCAUGUUUACUUGCCUCGCUGGAUUUAUUGAACCUGGGGAGACAAUCGAAGAUGCUGUUCGCAGAGAAGUCGAAGAGGAAAGUGGAGUCAAAGUCGGCCAUGUUCAGUACGUCUCUUGUCAACCAUGGCCAAUGCCUUCCUCCCUAAUGAUUGGUUGCUUAGCUGUGGCAGUGUCUACAGAAAUUAAAGUUGACAAGAAUGAAAUAGAGGACGCCCGCUGGUUCACUAGAGAACAGGUUGUGGACGUCCUGACCAAAGGGAAACAACAGGCAUUCUUUGUGCCCCCAAGCCGAGCCAUCGCGCAUCAGUUAAUCAAGCACUGGGUUGGAAUGAACCCCAAUCUUUAAAUCAAAUGACUAAUUAAUUGUGUCUCAGUCCAGUCUUAAUCUCUAAUGCCACUUUAUCCUCUGAUGAAAUUGAACCUGUUUGAUCCUUACAGUGUCACAUCAUGCUGGGUUUCCAAGGUAUUUUCAAAGUGCGCUUUCCAACUUAACCAUAAAAUUCAUGCUUCCAUAAAUUCCAUCACCUCGGAUCUUCUAAGAACAGAGUCCUGGUCUCCCUGAAUUUGUUUCAGUUGCACACCAUGAUUUUAUCUCACAAAACCCAAUUUCUAAUAAGAGAAAUCAUGUAACGAAGUCACUUGUAAAGAUGGAAAUAAAUCUAAAUUCCAGGGUGCCUUGUAAGCAUUGGGCCAGUCACUCCAAUGCUCCUUAGAGAAGUAACAAAAUCUCAGUGGAGUUCAUCUUUAUUUUUAAGUCAUUUAAUUCCCUGAAGCUCUUCUGGGCUGCUGGCAGUGAGUCUCACUCCCCUUCCCUUAGAGUCACUGUGUCCUGGGGUUGUGCUGGCAGGGGCUGCUUCUCCCUCUGGUGUCACCUGGGCUCUGGCGAGAAGCGCUCCUGAGCCUCCUCUGCAGACAGAGUCAUUCACCUUGUCCACACCUGCUCUGUGCAGGGCUGUUCUCCAUUCAACUAGGAAUCUUUUACUUUCUACUAACAUCUAAUGUAUUGGAAGGAACUCUCCUUAAAGGCAACAUCUUGAUAUUGUCCUUCUAUGAACACAAUCUAUAAAACUCUAAAAAUGUUUCUCUCUGACCGGAGCGAUAGUUGAGUGGGUAGAGCGUUUGCCUUGCACAUGGCCAUCCUAGAGCACUGCCAGGAGUGAUUCCUGAGUGCAGAGCCAGGAGAAGCCCCUGAGCAUCGCCAGUUAUGACCCAGAAAGCAAAACAAACAAACUGUGUAUCUCAGAACCAGAUCAGUGAGAGUCAGCAAAAGGAAAUGGCAGUGUACAGCUUUGCCAUGCAAAUAGUUUAUAAAACUAUCUUGAAAUCAUUUUAAAAGAUAGUCUGAGUAUUAAACACAUAGUAGCAUAUAGUAAUAUAUAUAAUAUAAUAAUAUCUAUAUAAUUGACUAUUAUAUAUUAAUAAUAAAAAAAUCUUAAGGAAAAUAUGUAGUUAAUUGCCAUAUUUUUUUAGAAAAUAAAGAGGAAACCCUGAAGGUAAAUCUAAUUAUUUUAAAUCAUUAAAGGUUUCUAAAUUGAUGAAUUUAUAAAGUUAUACUUAACAUUAUUAAUAAAAUUAAUCCUAUCUAUGAUUAAAUAGCAUAAUUACAAGUCUGUUGUAUAACCACAUUCAGUAUUUUUUUGAUAGGAAGUGAAGACUGGUACCAAAAGUUUAUAUGCAACAAAUCAAAAGAAGUAAUGAUAGGAAUAAAUUUAAUUUGCUCAGUAUUCUUAAUUAAAAUUAUCACAUGCCAAAGUUGAUUUAACAAAAUAAUUUUCCUGGUAGGGGUGGGGGGAUUAAUUUUUAAUUUUUUUUUUUUUUUUUUUGCUCUGGGUCACACAGUGGUGCUCAGGGAUUGCUCCUGGUGGAAGAGGGGGCCGUAUCCGUACCCUGGGUCUGACUCAGGUCAGCCGUGUGCACGGGAAAUGCCCUACCACUGUACUGUCACUCUGGCCCCAAACAUUUUCGUGAUGAAGUUUGACGCGUGGGACUGGAGCAGGUACACUAGGUGCCAUACUCCCCUCUCAUGUGACCCACUGGCCCCUGAGACAGAGCCAGAAGUAAGCCCUGAGUAUGGCGGGUAGAGCCCAUUAAAAAAAUACCAAUAAACAGUGAAUUUCUUAGAAACCAAUAAGAGAUUAGGCUACUGAUACUGAUGUUAAGACUUUAGAUUUUAAAGACAAUAUUUUGUGAAAUUUGAACUACAUGAGUAUCUAAAAAAUGAUGUGCCUUGGUUUAUUGUGAAACGUAAUGAUUUGAGGUCCAGUUUUUACUUCAAAUGCAUUUCUAAUCUUCAGAGGUUUUAAGAUACAAAAUUUCAGCUUUCCAUGAAAUUAGAAUCUUAAAUUAUAAAUUGUCAACAAAAUGAAGUUAUGAAUUUCAUUUUGGAUAUUUACUCAUGUACUCAGGUAGCUAGUUAAGUCUUUUAAUUAUUAAACGGCUAUCUUCUAGCAAUGAGAAAUGAAGAGAGCAUAUAAAAGAAGUAAUGGAAGUUUAAUUCCAAGAGUAUUUUCUAAUGACAGUGAAUGUAACAAUUUAUUAAAGUACUUAUCUAUCUGC